ACGGUUGCUUGGUAUUGGCAAGCGGCAAGUAUGGCGGCGGCGGCGCGCGUCGACGCGGCUUUGCCUCCCGGGGAGGGAUCAGUGGUCAAUUGGUCAGGGCAAGGACUACAGAAAUUAAGCCCAAACUUACCUUGUGAAGCUGAUAUUCGUACUUUGAUUCUGGAUAAGAACCAGAUCAUUAAAUUGGAAAAUCUUGAGAAAUGCAGCCGAUUAAUACAGUUGUCAGUGGCUAAUAAUCGGCUGGUAAGGAUGAUGGGUGUGGCCAAACUGACCCAACUACGGGUGUUGAAUUUGCCUCAUAAUAGCAUUGGCUACGUGGAAGGACUCAAGGAACUAGUACAUUUGGAAUGGCUGAAUUUGGCAGGAAAUAAUCUCAAGGCCAUGGAGCAAAUUAAUAGCUGCACAGCUCUGCAGCACCUUGAUUUAUCGGAUAACAACAUACCACAGAUAGGUGAUCUGUCUAAACUGGUAUCUCUCAAGACCCUGCUUUUACAUGGAAAUAUCAUCACCUCUCUCAGAAUGGCACCUGCUUAUUUACCCAGGAACCUUGCUGUACUUUCCUUGGCAGAAAAUGAAAUCCGAGACUUAAAUGAGAUCUCUUACUUGGCAUCCUUAACCGAACUGGAGCAGCUGUCGAUCAUGAACAACCCUUGUGUGAUGGCAACACCAUCCAUUCCAGGGUUUGACUAUCGACCCUACAUUGUCAGCUGGUGCUUAAACCUCAGAGUCCUAGAUGGAUAUGUGAUUUCUCAGAAGGAAAGUUUGAAAGCUGAAUGGUUGUACAGUCAAGGCAAGGGGAGAGCUUACCGACCCAGUCAACACAUCCAGCUCGUCCAGUAUUUGGCUACUGUGUGUCCUCUCACGUCCACAGUGGGUCUUCAAACUGCAGAGGAUGCCAAGCUAGAGAAGAUUCUGAGUAAGCAGCGGUUUCAUCAGAGACAACUGAUGAGUCAAAGCCAAAAUGAAGAAUUACCUUCUCUUGCUCCUAUUGAGACACGGUUAUCCCAAGUAUCUGGGCAUUCGAGUCCGGUUCAUGAUUGCCAAGUAGUUCAGGAAAGUGAACCUGUCAUCCAAGUCAAUUCUUGGAUUGGGAUGAGCAAUAAAGACGACCAGUUGUAUGCUGUUAAGAGUAACAUUCCAGCCUCUGUACAAGCAAGGUACUCCCGAAACGACCUGCACUUGGAAGACAUCCAGACGGAUGAGGACAAGCUGAACUGUAGUCUUCUCUCUUCAGAGUCUACUUUCAUGCCAGUUGCGUCAGGGUUAUCCCCAGUCUCGCCCACAGUUGAGCUGAGGCUGCAGGGUAUUAACUUGGACCUCGACGAUGACGGCGUUGCAGGGGAAUCUGUGAAAGGACUAGAAAGCCAGGACUUGGGAAAGGAAGAGGAAAAGGCUUUAUGGGCCACAAACGAGAAUUCUGUUAAAAUAAUGCAAAGUGAGAUCAGUACAGAGGGACAUGACAGAACUGGGCUGUUACCAUGUGCUGAGCCAACAAUAACCAGUGUUGUCUUAAAAGAAGACAGCCCUAAUCUCAGACCUUUUCCUGAGUCAGUGAGACACAGUGUCUCCCACACACCACCAGAGGGUGAAGAAACGACACCUCAAAUAGCUUUAGAGAAACUUUCCUGUAGGAUUUUAACUCAGAGACCAGUUGCUCUGGGGCAAGACGACGUCAACCUCCAGAGAUUGAAUGAAGCAGCAACCAAGCUUCAGGCUUGUUGGCGGGGCUUCUAUGCCCGGAACUACAAUCCUCAAGCUAAAGACGUGCGAUACGAAAUUCGGCUGCGUAGAAUGCAGGAACACAUUGUCUGCUUAACGGAGGAAAUAAGAAGAUUGAGAAAAGAAAGAGACGAAGAGCGCGUGAAAAAAUGUGUGCAAGAAGAAGCCCUCAGAUUCCUGUGGAACCAGGUAAGAUCUCUACAAGCGUGGCAACACAGCGUGGACCGACGCCUCCGUUCCUGGCAGACGGAUGCUCCUGUUUCAAGCACUCUCCUGCCGCCUAACCCGUCCUUCUGGGCUGAACGUCAGGGGCCCUCUUCUGACCGGCUCCCUGUUCCGGGUGAAGCUGCGCAGGAGAAAUCCUUGCCAGACUUUCCAGACUCCGGUUUCCAUUCCUCCCUUACAGCACAAGUCCACUGUUUACAAGAUUCUUUGGAGUUUGAAAAAUGCCCCACUGAAGGCAGUGACAGUUUGGUAAUGGGGAAUUCCAUUGACACAGUCAAAUACGGUAGGGAAGCGGAUUCAGGGGAUGCGAGUGAGGAGAAUGGUGGAUGGAGUAAGGAGAGCUCACACAACGAGCAAGAUAAUAGUUUGCUUGAACAGUACUUAACUUCAGUCCAACAAUUGGAAGAUGCUGCUGAGAGGGCAACUUUUGAUGAAGGAACAGGAGAGAGUGAGCUUCACAGAGCUCAUUCCAUGGAAAAACUAGAUGCCGUGUCUGAUAACGUGCCUGCCGUUGAGACUGACAGUGUAGUAUCUCCCUUGUUACAAGAUGAGAUGAGCCAGGCACCAGAGAACUGUAAGCUCAAUGCGGAUGUUCCAGGGCAGCCGCCGGAAUGUGACUCUGCGUUUCAGGUAUUGCAUGUUGGGAUCACUGUGUAGCAUGUCCGGUUGCGAAGCAGAAAGCCACUUUGUUUUACCAUGUUUUCACUUGCCUGUUCCCUAUUUGUUUGUACAGCACAGUCCUUCCCUGGUUCUGUUGGUGUGUAUCUAAGGUUGCAUCUUGGCUCGUGUUUCCCAGCUCCUACUUGCUAAGCUUACUCUUCACUUUGAUUCUGCUUACCAUGAUUACCUGGAAUGCACCAAAUAACAUUUACCUUGAGAGCAAUUUGCACUUUAUUUCUUAACAAUUGAAUUGCCUCAGUCAUAUUCAUGUUUCUUGUAUGUGCUCAGAUUAUUUCCUUUCAAAAAUAAUUAACCUCAAGUAUCUUAAAUAAAAAUAGGAAAUUUUUAUCUUUAAGAUAUAAACAAUGUUGAUUCUUUAUAUGAGGAAAUGAAUCAUGAAGUAAGGAAUGUAAUUGUUAAAACGAAUAUAAUGACACAUUUGAGGAUGAUGAAUUAUUGAAAGUUUUUACUUGUCUUGGAGUGAGAACAUGUCUUCUUAAACCUUUUUCUUCCCUUAAGAAUAAGGAAAUCCUUCUUAGGAGCAAAUUUAAGAAGAAAAGAGAAGAUAGAAUUCCUCAGUGGGGAUAUCAGCGUAAAAGUGUUCCCUGCAGGCUGUAAGUCGGGCUUACUGAGCUAGCACAAGAACAUUUCUCUAGUGAUGAAGAAAGCAAGUGCUAGGACUUGUUCUUGGGAUACUGUCACAGCAAACCUUUUUUCAUUUAGCGCUUCUAUUACCCUGCAGAUCAAUAGGCCAAUGUAUUUCCAGAAAAAAUUAACAUGUUCAUGUUCUUGCUUCAUGCUUGCAUUUGCCCACCUAUUUCAGCAGAAGGUUGAUGGCCAUUCACUUCACUCUUGACCUCUGCCUCCGUGGUGAAGAACAUUAAAAGUAAUACUAGUGACAGAAUAUGAAUGUCUUUUUUAAAAUAAUGAACAAAGAAGUAUUUUCUAUCUAAAAUGCUGAAAACGUGCCACAUUUAGAAUAAGGUGUAAUGAUAGUUAAGGAAAAAAUUAACCACUUGUUUUUUGUUAAAGAAAAUAUAUCUGUGACUUCAGGAAGACAUGUUAAGAUUCUGUUUAAAUAUUGUAGGAAGAUGCAUUUGCAAAUGAAAGAUGCUGUUUGGAAAGUUAAUAUUUUAAUCUUUGAGAAUGUCCUGAGACUAUUGAACAACAUAUCUCUGAUUUUCCCGAAACGAUGAACGUAUAAAUACGGCAAUACCGAAGUGUUCUCUAAAUGUAGGUGCUAAAUGUCUACUCGUGAGUCUGUUGCCAUCACAAAGUUCCCUUCUUUGAAGUGAUAUGAAAUACAGACUUGUGAUUCUUCAAGAAUAAAAUCAGGGAUCCCAUGUUCUGCUUUGUCUCCAGCUCGGUGGGUGUCUUUUUCUGGACUUGGACGUGUGUAGCACUCAGGUUGAGAAGGCUUGGGUUUCAUCCAGACAGCCAGACGCUCUUGCACAGGAAAUGUCUUCUGUACUAUUACCAAAAGAGCAGUCUUACCUUCGAAAGGAUUUUCUCUCGUAAAGCUUGUAUAGAGCUAGUUGAAUGCAUGUGAAAUUGAGAUAGGAUUUUUUACUUUGAGAAUAAUGCUAGUUAUCUUUUAUGAUGAUUUUGAAUUUAUUCUUAGAUACACCCUAUUUUUCUAUUUUACAGUUAAGUGCCUCAUUUGCUGCCCAUUGUUAGACAAAGAGAAACCAAUUUGCACUGCACCAGCACCAAAGUGCUACUUCAUGGUCCAUUACUUUCCAUAAAAGCCGCUGAAGUGUCAUGGUUCAGUAUUACCUGCGUAGGUGGCCACCAACAUCCUCUCACACCUCUCCUUUUUUAAGAAAUAGUGAAACACAAGUAAAUUUGAACAUGAGCAUUAUCAACAGACCUAA
This is a messenger RNA of Echinops telfairi (small Madagascar hedgehog), 4478 nucleotides long. RefSeq names its product centrosomal protein 97 (gene CEP97). Lineage: Eukaryota; Metazoa; Chordata; Mammalia; Afrosoricida; Tenrecidae. Gene Ontology annotation, molecular function: protein binding. The coding region runs from base 31 to 2601 and encodes 856 amino acids. The record is from RefSeq and is a predicted model, not a curated record. The transcript is spliced from 11 exons.